AUGAUGAUUGUCGCGGAGGAGAAAAAGGAGCAGCGCCGGAAAUUCAAGGAGCUCAUCAUGAACGCCAAUCACAAGAACCAUAUGGGAGGAGGAGCCGGUGGACAGCAAUGGCAGAUCAAGCCGCGUCGAAAAAGCGUCGAGGGCGAAGAAUCUGUCGAUGACCAGACGGAUUCACAGUCAGGCGUGGGAGAAGAAGAAGACGAAGAAGACGACGACGAUCCCGACGAAGACGAUGCGGACGCGGAAGAACAGGCUGCCACUUGGUCGACCGACGACUCGGACGAAGAUUUGUUCUUUGCAAAUUUGUCGGAUUCGUCCAUCUCGUUCUCAGCGGACCAGGACGACGAUGAUGAUAGCGAGACCGUUUCAUCAACUGCUGACCUCGCUGAAGCGGCCUCUGCUGGGUUUCUUUCGGGGAUGGGCAUGCCUAUGGUUGUGAUGGACGAUUUUGGAAUGGAGCUAAGCCUUGGUAAUGUGCUCAAUGCGACCGAUCUCGAUCAAGAAUUUGAACAACGUGCACGCGCUCAACUUGCCGAAGAGAAACGCACGCCUGGCCGUGAGACUGCUUCACCCGAGCUCGAUGUCUUUAGUGCCGUCGAUUAUACCAAGGAAGCGCUCGAUGCCGUUGACGGCCUCGAGAUGGAUCUUGAUUCAGAUGCGACCGAGUAUGAAGAAGAUUCUGACAUGGACGGCGACACUACUGCGGAUGAAAUGGAACGCGGACGUACACCAGCGCGGUUCAGGUUCCCUACUCCCCCAUCUAUAAACCCACUCUCUACCUUUAGCCCUAGUCCGGCUGUUAGCCCCGUUGGAUGGCGAGACUUUACGCCUACGCAUUUCGCACCUCCGCUUUUCAUGCGUGGGGCUGCGCCCGUGACGCCCCAUGCGCGCGCUGCUUCGUUUGGCGGGUUUGGAGGGCUCGACUCGGCUCGUGCGCGGACUAUCAGCGCGAGUGCGGUUCUCGUAAACGGGUCGGAUGGAUCUGUGUCUGCGUCCGAAGUGGGUGCUGCCCGACCUGUCAUGGGUUCGUUCGGUCGCACGGGGGACCGUAGGCGGGCAGCAAUCAUCGAUGGUAACGCAGCGGUUCCGAGUCCCUUUGCGGCCCGCAGAAGACGUUCCAACAGCUGGAAGAGCGGCAGAAAACACUUUGGCAGCAAGAGUGACAUCUUCCCCAUGCUGGCUCGACGGGCUCGAGGCAACUCGAACGCGACUUCUGGCUCGACCCGCUCGUCGUUCCAUUUCCCCAUGACGGAAACUGAACUCGAUAUGGACAUGGACAUGGACGAGUCGUGCACCGAGCCCUUUGAACUUGAUGACGUGCUCGAUUUUUCAAAUGUGUCGGACGAUCUUUCUCACCACCCGCCGAAUCCCUUUGAUAGUCCUAUUGACGAAGGCGAGUCGCAUUUACGGAGUCUGGACCGAUGGGACCGUGUCCCGAUGGGCACAUUUAGACGUACACGCGAGACGCAUGACGCUGGUGCGGUACCAAAUGUUAGUACACCGGACGGGUUCUCGUACGGCGCUACUCCUGGCGGGAAAGAAAUGUUGGGCCCGGUAGAAGAUAGUCUUGGAAACUCUGAAGACGUUGGGCAAAAGGGUCGGGUCGAAAAAGCCAUGUCGCGCAAGGAGCGACGGCAUCGCAAGAAGCGUGAGGCGGCAUCGACGCAUGUGCCAACCAAGUCAUUUAUCACACCCCCGCCGCUGCCGCUUCCGUCUCGCAAACAAUAA
Rhizoctonia solani is the source of this 1728-nucleotide messenger RNA. RefSeq lists its product as uncharacterized. Lineage: Eukaryota; Fungi; Basidiomycota; Agaricomycetes; Cantharellales; Ceratobasidiaceae. The record is from RefSeq and is a predicted model, not a curated record. The coding region runs from base 1 to 1728 and encodes 575 amino acids. The transcript has 3 exons.